Acomys russatus (golden spiny mouse) is the source of this 2493-nucleotide messenger RNA. It is a transcript of the gene Cnot6l, whose product is annotated as CCR4-NOT transcription complex subunit 6 like. The record is from RefSeq and is a predicted model, not a curated record. Gene Ontology annotation, cellular component: nucleus; CCR4-NOT complex; cytoplasm. Gene Ontology annotation, molecular function: protein binding; poly(A)-specific ribonuclease activity. The coding region runs from base 163 to 1815 and encodes 550 amino acids. The transcript is spliced from 12 exons. Lineage: Eukaryota; Metazoa; Chordata; Mammalia; Rodentia; Muridae. Gene Ontology annotation, biological process: nuclear-transcribed mRNA poly(A) tail shortening.
GGCGGCGGGAGCCGGCCCGCGUCGCCUCAGGGGGCGCGGGUUCCCGGCCGUGUGCGUGUGGGGAGGAGGGGGGGGUCCCCCCGCGUCGGGAACCCCUUGAGCGACGGCGUGGUCCUCCGGCUUCGAGGCCCCCGGGCUCCGGAGCCUCGCAGACUAAUAGGGAUGCCAAAGGAAAAAUAUGAUCCUCCAGAUCCUCGCAGAAUUUAUACCAUCAUGUCAGCAGAGGAGGUAGCCAAUGGGAAAAAAUCUCACUGGGCAGAAUUAGAAAUCUCGGGUAGAGUGCGGAGCUUGAGUACAUCGCUUUGGUCGUUGACACACCUGACAGCACUGCACCUAAAUGACAACAACCUUGCUCGCAUUCCGCCUGAUAUCGCCAAGCUUCAGAACCUGGUUUACCUGGAUCUGUCAUCCAAUAAACUCAGAAGUUUACCAGCAGAACUAGGAAACAUGGUGUCUCUCAGGGAAUUGCUUUUAAAUGACAAUUAUUUACGGGUUUUGCCUUAUGAACUUGGCCGGCUCUUCCAGCUACAAACUCUAGGUUUAACAGGCAAUCCUUUAUCACAGGAUAUUAUGAGCUUAUACCAGGACCCAGAUGGAACUCGAAAGCUACUGAACUUCAUGCUUGACAAUCUUGCAGUUCAUCCAGAGCAGCUUCCUCCGAGGCCAUGGAUUACAUUAAAAGAACGAGACCAAAUUCUGCCAUCAGCAUCAUUCACGGUUAUGUGUUACAAUGUGUUAUGUGAUAAAUACGCUACCCGGCAGCUAUAUGGCUAUUGCCCGUCCUGGGCAUUAAACUGGGAAUACAGGAAAAAGGGAAUUAUGGAAGAAAUUGUUAACUGGGACGCAGAUAUCAUUAGUCUUCAGGAAGUGGAAACAGAGCAAUACUUUACUCUCUUUCUGCCAGCAUUGAAGGAUCGUGGAUACGAUGGAUUUUUUUCCCCAAAGUCACGUGCCAAAAUCAUGUCUGAGCAGGAAAGAAAGCAUGUGGAUGGUUGUGCAAUAUUCUUCAAAACAGAAAAAUUUACAUUGGUGCAGAAGCAUACUGUGGAAUUCAAUCAGGUAGCAAUGGCGAAUUCAGAUGGAUCCGAAGCAAUGCUGAAUAGAGUGAUGACAAAAGAUAAUAUUGGUGUUGCUGUGGUAUUAGAGGUCCACAAGGAACUCUUUGGAACAGGUAUGAAGCCUAUUCAUGCUGCAGACAAACAACUGCUUAUAGUGGCAAAUGCCCACAUGCAUUGGGACCCAGAGUAUUCUGAUGUGAAACUUAUUCAGACCAUGAUGUUUGUCUCAGAGGUUAAAAACAUUUUGGAGAAAGCCUCAAGUAGGCCUGGCAGCCCAACUGCAGAUCCCAAUUCCAUCCCGCUGGUGCUAUGUGCAGAUCUUAACUCAUUGCCAGAUUCAGGUGUUGUGGAAUAUUUAAGCAAUGGAGGAGUAGCUGACAACCAUAAAGACUUCAAGGAACUAAGGUACAAUGAGUGUCUUAUGAACUUCAGCUGUAGUGGAAAGAAUGGAAGCUCAGAAGGGAGAAUCACACAUGGCUUCCAACUUAAGAGCGCCUAUGAAAAUAACUUGAUGCCUUAUACUAAUUACACCUUUGAUUUCAAAGGUGUGAUUGACUACAUUUUCUAUUCCAAGACUCAUAUGAACGUGCUUGGUGUCCUGGGGCCUUUAGAUCCUCAAUGGCUGGUUGAGAACAGCAUCACUGGGUGUCCACACCCUCACAUCCCUUCAGACCACUUCUCACUGUUAACACAACUUGAACUCCACCCUCCACUCCUGCCUCUUGUCAAUGGUGUUCACUUGCCUAAUCGGAGGUAGUGGAGUACAGCCCCGCAGAGUCGGGGAUCUGCCGCUAUGGACCUGUACAGUUGUAAAUCAAAGUAUGUAGGAGUGAAGUAUGGCCGUCCUUAAGCUGCUUCUUCAGGUUCCUUUCACUAUGUGUUUGCUAUAAGACUUUGUGUAUUUUUGUGCAUACUGAUAUCAUUUGGCACUAGGGCUGGAACCAAAGUAUUACUGUCUGUCUCUUAUCUAUCCAAAAGUUUAAUAUACUUUAAAAUUGGAUUUCUUUUCCUAUCAUAUUAGGAACCAACAUUCACAACUGAUAAAUCACUAAUUUGAGGCCCAGCACCAGUGUUGCUCUCUAAAAACAAAUACAUUCUUUUAAAUGUUUUCAAAUACGCCAAUCAUUUUUGUAAAAGGUGAUUUUUACAAACUCCAAAUACAAGAUUUUCAGUUGAAUGAUGGCAUGCCUUAUAGGAAAAACGUUCGAGUUUUCUGUUUUCCUUCAUAAUAAGCUGAUUUUUGGCUCCCAAGUCAUUUGCACAUUAACAAAGCACUUAAAUUUGCUUGAUUUGUACAUUAAAUAUAAUAUAGCCACUAGUCAUAACAAGAUAGUUUGAGAAAUGAAAGAUAAUUGCACAACAUGCUUUAAAAAUCAAGCAUAAUAUGUGACAGUUUGUUGGCCAAAUAUUGGUUGGUUUUUUUGUUUGUUUGUUU